This is a messenger RNA of Cucumis sativus (cucumber), 999 nucleotides long. RefSeq names its product histone acetyltransferase GCN5-like. Gene Ontology annotation, cellular component: histone acetyltransferase complex. Lineage: Eukaryota; Viridiplantae; Streptophyta; Magnoliopsida; Cucurbitales; Cucurbitaceae. The record is from RefSeq and is a predicted model, not a curated record. Gene Ontology annotation, molecular function: histone H3 acetyltransferase activity. Gene Ontology annotation, biological process: positive regulation of transcription by RNA polymerase II; chromatin remodeling. The annotation marks the transcript as partial. The transcript has 5 exons.
AUGGAUACCCACUCGGCUCACCUCACUGCUACCAAUCGUUCCCGCAGUUCUCAAUCCCCUUCCCCAUCCCACUCCGCUUCCGCCUCUGCCACCUCCUCCAUCCACAAGCGCAAAUUGGCCUCCGAGGAUCACGUACCUCCUUUCCCUCCAUCUUUUUCCGCCGAAACACGCGACGGGGCGCUAACAUCCAAUGAUGACCUUGAAAGCAUCUCAGCUCGCGGCGGCGGCGCUGACUCCGACUCCGACGACGAUUCUGACGAUGCCGUGGUCGAGGACGACGAGGAUGACUUCGAUAAUGAUUCUUCCAUGCGUAACUUCACCACUGCUCGACUUGAGAACAGCGGUCCUGGCGGUUCUGCUUCAGCAUCUGCCUCUGCUUCGGCUGCGCGUACAACCAAGAUCAAGCCAAAUGCAACGGUGAAGAUCGAAAAUGCGGAUAUCAACAAGGACGGAGGCACGGUUGGUGGAACCAAUGCAGCGGGUUCUGCAGCUGGGACAACGGGAAAUUCCGUGUCCGGAAUUGUCGUGAAGGAAGAUACUUCGAAAAUUUUUGCCGACAGUGUACAGACCAGCGGUGCCUAUAUUUCCAGAGAAGAGAACUUAAAGAGAGAGGAGGAGGCUGCGUUACUCAAAUUUGUCUGCCUUUCAAACGACGGUGUUGAUGAGCAUAUGGUUUGGUUAAUUGGAUUGAAGAAUAUUUUCGCCCGACAACUACCUAACAUGCCCAAGGAAUACAUUGUUCGUCUUGUUAUGGACAGAAACCAUAAGUCAGUGAUGGUUAUAAGACGAAAUCAAGUUGUUGGUGGCAUCACAUAUCGCCCAUAUGUCAGUCAAAAAUUUGGCGAGAUAGCCUUUUGUGCUAUUACAGCUGAUGAGCAAGUAAAAGGAUAUGGUACCAGAUUGAUGAAUCACUUUAAACAGCACGCACGUGAUGUUGAUGGCCUUACUCAUUUUCUCACAUAUGCUGAUAAUAAUGCUGUUGGCUACUUUACUAAGCAG